AUGGUAGGUAAACGGUCCGCGUCCGCCACACGAGCCGUUCUAUUUGAGAGUGAUUCGGAAGACGACAUCUCAUCCGGCUCGGUCACCGAAGUCGAGGACAUCGAGGAGGAAGACGCCGAUUUGGAGGAGGAACUCGAUGUGACUGACAUCGAUCCGAUGGCCAGUGAUGGUAAGGAAAUCAUUUUUCAGAGACAAAAACGUAAUAUUUAGGAGAAGUGGACGACAAUCCGGACGACGUGGACAAGAAGCGCGAGAAGCACUUCCGCAAAGAGAUCUGGCAGCUGAAGAAGUUGCCGUAUUACGCUGAACUCGAAGAACAGGCCAACCAGCACUUUCUGAUGAUCAAAAAGGGGUUGGCGGAGUCUGUUCUUCUCAGCGACGCCUCCACUGGAUUCUGUCAUUGGACCAUGGAGCUCGACAAGUACAUUGACUUCUACGGAAGACGCUUCUCGAAGGAGGAGCACAUCCAGCUGAUUAACAUCUUUUUGCCGCUCGUCAAGAAGGGAUGCAUCUAUCGGAAUGUGAAAAUAGCGAUGCGCACGUUGUACACUCUUCUCUGCAAGAAAGAUUACCUCACUCGUCAGGACCUGGUCAUCGAUUGGAGACCGUUGAUGGAUCUGUACGUCGAAGUCGCUUUCAAGGUACGGCACUGUCUUUUUGUUUCUAUUCAAUUCAACUAUUUUCUUCAGAAUCUGGAAGAAGACGGAAUAUUUCUGCUGCCGACGGUUUCCGUUCCGAUCUCCACACGCUCAUCUUCUACGCGCGCAUCUAUUUCUCAGAUGAAUCCGUGCAGGAAGUGCUCGACGAGGUCCGUCCGUACAUGUGCAUUUGGGAUGAGUCGUGUCUCCGCUACUGGAAGCUUCUGGACCUGUUCCUGUGCACCUCGAUGCCAAUCGAACGCCAGUUUACCCACGGGACCGGUGUCUGGUUCGACGAGGCGUGGUACUGGUACGAGGAGAUCACGAACAACUCGCUGUUCGAGACGCAAGCCAUCAAAAUGUUCGCUCGUCUCUCGGUCGAAUGCCCCGGUCACAUCGAUUGGACCGAUAAACUCGAUCUGAUCUUCUCGCGGCUCCUCCGAGCUCUGCGUCUCGGCCACGUCACGGGACUUUGUCAGAUUUUCAACCAGGAAUACGGAACCAUUUGGCUCGUUUUCAUGAUGGGAACGAAGGCGCACACAAGCUGAUGAGCCACUUGAAGGACCUGUUCAACCAGAUUGAGUCGUUCUUGCACCCGUCGAACAACGGACUUCACACCCAGCACAUCAUUAUUCUCAUCUCGAAACUGCUCUCGAACACGUUGAUACGCUUGAAGAGAGAGAGAAGCGAGAAGACGCAGCACAAGACCAGAACUCUCACAGUGGUAUGUUGCAGAAUGAAUUUUCAGUAGAAAAGUUAUAUCCUAUAAUUUCAGAUUCCGGAAGAGAUGCGUCUGUCGCAAGCAAACCUGGACGAACUCGUCACCAUGGUUCUGCCAUGCCUCAAACUCAUCGCCUUCACGAAAACGUGCAAGGAGCUGGUGAGCCCGACAUUCCGCUCCGCUUGUCUUCUCUGCCCUAAAAUCAUCCUUCCCGUCGUCCUCGACAUGGUUUACCCGGCCCUCGAGACCCUCGUGGAGCCCCACAGACUGCUUCAAACUCUCGGAACUCUGCUCGGAGUGCUUAUUCCACUGGUGAAAGAUGAGCCGGAUGCGGAAGGAAAGACAUACCGAACCCACGUGAUCACCAUCAUGAAUUCCCUCCUCCCGGGUCUAGAUUGCAACGAUAUCGGAAAGUGCAUGACUACUUAUCAGAUCAUCGGUGUCAUUGUCAACAUGAUUCCGGUCGUCGACUGUUCGGAAGCGGUCCACACUAGAUGCGAUCUCACGGAAGACGAGAAGGAACUGUGCUCGGCCACUGCCAACUUCGACUCGAUCAUCUCGAUGCUCAUGGAUCGGAUGUUCGACAUGCUGAUCGCAGUCGGACAAACUGCCUCCACCACGAGCACCCAUGGAUCGAUUUCUGCGAAGACGGGCAACAACAUCGAGGAUCAGAUCUUCCACCGAGGAACUCUCUCUAUUUUCAAGGGAAUCUGCAGAAACAGCUCCACCGAUCUGUUCCAGAUAGCCGUCAACAAGCUGUACUCGGUCGCCUGCGAGCACGUGUAUGACAGCCGAAUCGCGAACGACGUGAUUGCGGAUAUGAUCCAAGUGUCUUGCAAGUUCCGUCCAGAAAUCGCGUUUUUGAAGUUCUUCAAGUUGACUCUCACAAAACUGCAGAGCUGCAUUUCUGGUAAACGCGUUUUUCCUUUAUUCACUCAGAAAUUGAAAAUUUCAGCUGAAUUCUACACGGACGAAAAAGUGGACUUUUCGACACUCUGGUGGCUCUCGGUUGCUUCGCGAAUCGUGAAAGUUCAUCCGAAGUUCCUCCUCGAGAACUGGCAUCUCGUCGAAACGCUCAUGGAUUUGGUGAUGCCGCUGAAGAAAUGCACAGUUGCCACCGAAAAGGCGCUGCACAUCUUCGACAACCUUCUGGAGCAAAUCACCUCGAUUCAGAUAAAUUCUUUAGUCGAACGUCGUAAGAUGUAUGACAUGCCUACCGAUCAGUUCCUCGCCAUCCGCCAUUGGGCGGCUCCAGUUGAUAAGAAGACGUGGAAUCCUGAGUGGAUCAUUCCGACACAAGAAGCUAUUGAUCGGAGCACACAACUGCUCCGCGCCUGGUUUGUGCCUACCAUUGAUGUGCUCAACAAUCCGAAUGGAAUUCCCAAAAAAGAGCUGUUGCACCGCUUGUUCCUGAUCAGAAGUACACUACUCGGAUCGUGCUUCUCUCUUCCGUUGCUCGAAGGAGAAAUCAUUCCACUCACAGAAUCCCAUAUCAUCAAUUCGGCCCAGGAGCCCGUUUCCGUAGUGAAGCCGAAGGCAACUCCUGAAAUUUCGAUCGACGGACGGAAUGUUCGAGAAAUGGCACUGGACUGCACAAUCGGCCUGAUUGAUUGGCUCCUCGAGCACUCGCCGGAUGACGUCAAGAGCAUUCAGGAGGCGAUUUCAAUUCUCAGAGGGCUUCCACUGAAUCGCGGUUACACCAAGGAGCUCUACAACACGAGUUCGACGAGUUAUCGAGUCACCAAAACGAUGCUGUGCGAUAAAUUGGCUGGAAACCGAAGCAAUAUCGAGAUGAUUGUGGAAGAAUAUGUUAUGCUUCUUCAUAGAAAACGCAUUGCGCAAACUCAGGGAUGGCAUUAUAACGAGAAGCACCGACGAAUUCAGGACAUUCUGUUGAAGGUCGCCACAAGCACGUACAGUGAGGUAAGGAUGUUUUUGUGAACCUCGUUAAUCUCGAUUGUUCGAAUUUCCAGAAUCGUUCGAAGGCACAAGCAAUUCUGCUGGCGAAGCUUCGCGAACAUCCGUAUUCGUACAAGAAGAUCGUCAACGACAUUCUUGCGUUCUUGGAACCCGGAAACGGAGUCAGUCACGAGCAGCUGAAAGGAGCACUCUACCUGCUGAUCGACGGAAAGAAGCAGUCUCUGAUGCUGCGAAUGGAGUUCGAGCAGCAAGCCAAAAUGUGGCCGGCUCUUGUGAAAGUGCAGCACAGCGAAAAGCCGUCGAUCAUUGCUCUUCUGGAAACUGCACAGAACAUGAUUGUGGACAACUACGAGAGCUAUCGACUCAAGUACGAAUGGGACGAGAAGAAUGUGGAAGCGGCGUGGAAGCUUCUGAAGGCCGCUGACGAGUCUUCACCGCUUCACAACGCUGAGCUCCUGAAGGGACCGAGUCAGGAGGAGAUUCAGAAGUAUUCGGGAUAUCUAGAGGAAAAGUACACAAAGGCAAAGGCUUCCUAUUAUCUGCUGAUCGAGCGUCUCUUUGCUCUUGCUCAAGAUCCCACUCUUCAUUGGCGUCCUCUCGAUAUGGCCUACUCGAUGCUCUCAAUGCAGGUUCGCCGUGACGCAGCUCUUCCGGACGGCGUCAUCAAAAUGUUCGUCCGUCUCCUCAUCAACGACACCGUCAAAACGCGAAGAAUUGCGUCUGCCGUCGUUGCCUCUUGGCUCAAGAUCACAAAGCCGAGGGCGCUCAAAACAGAGUACGUGAUUCCGUUCAAAGCGGAGAACACGGGACCCGGAGCGAAACAUCCGAUCGCGUACGGAUUCCGCGCGGACAACCGAUGCAUGAUGUACGAGGAGGAGAAGCUGCCGAAGACGGACGAGGAGUGGAACAAUUUCCAGUUCUGUGCGAAGCAACACUGGGGAAUUUACACGUGGCCAAAGAAACUGAUCACUUAUGCUCCGCUCAAAGAUCAAACCGCCAUUGACCGGAACUACGAAGAUUUCUCCGAUGUCGAAAAGUACAUUGUGGACACUUUCAAAGACGAGAAGUUCAUGACCCGACUCCGGGAGCUCUUCUCUAUUGAGAUGAAAAAGGAGGACGAACUGUUCAACGCAGUCCAUUUCUCGCUUUUCCAGGGACUUUUCAGGUACCAGUUUUUUAAUUCUUUUAAUUCUUAAAAGAAACGAUUUUGCAGAAGCUACGGUGACGUGUUGACUCAGGACUUCCGUGCCCAACUUGAAAUCCUUUUGGCCAGUCAGAAAGAGUACGAGCAGAAGUUGGCUGCCGAGAUCACGGCCGGUCUAAUGAACGGCUCAAAGCUGUGGAAGUACGAGAAACAGCGCAAAUUGUGGAACUGGCUCGAUCCAUUGCUCACCAAAACGUUCGAGUUGAUGAAGGAAGAAGGGCUGCGGAACUGGGGAGUGGCCAUUGCGACCGUGUGCGGAUGCUCGGAGCCCCGGAUGCUGAAGCCACUCAUCGAUCUGCUGUUCAAGUUGGUGGAGAGACCGACGGAGAAUGCGUACGCGGCGAGCAGCCGCAUGUUCCUCAUUCAGUCGGCGCUCUGCCAAUUCGAGUGGAGAGGUGUCGAGUUGUGGAACAAAUUGGUGGAUAUGAUGAGGAAUUCCCUCGUGCAGCCGUUUGCAAAUCUCAGAGAUCGUCUGGCUAUGUUAGUUUACCUAUAAGUUGGAUCUCGGCUCAUUUCAUUCUUCAGCUCGCUCGUCUCUGCCACUUGGUACGACCUUCCAACCGUGUGGACUGAUCCAUCACUUCCAAAGCGUCUUCAGCCGCCGAGAAUCGCAGAGAUUACCGCUCUCUACCAGGAGAUGCUGAGCAGCUGCUGGGAUGAAGUUCGUAUGGUUCGUGAGUCAGACAUCACUGCCAACGGUUCGAAUGGAGCCAAUGGAGCGAACGGAAACUCGCUAACAGUGCCAAACGAAGCCAACGGAAACGGGAACGGAGCAGCUGGCUCAAUGAUCCAGUCUGUAUCCAGUGCAUCGUUGGCCGAAGUGUCCGAAGUGAAGAAGCAGGCUCGGCUCACCCUACGUGCCGCCAUUUCGUUCGUCUUCAACACUUGCAAUCAGUCGUACGAUGCCUAUCCGCCGUGCUUCAUUCCGAUGCUCCCUCUCUGGUGUCACUACUCGAACGACGUCGGAGACGAAGAACUGCAGAAGACGUGUGUGUCCUUGUGCAUCGGACAGAUGGAGGCCAUCUACAUCUCCCCAGAGAAUGCGCCGGCGGCCGUGCAGCAAUUCCAGCAGAUUCUGGGCUCGCCGUGCUGGUGGAAGUCGAAGGUGGCGGCGUUGAAGAUGAUUAGAAUGCUCGUGUUCUCCAAUCGAUACGUGUUCCGAGCCCACCGGGAUGAGAUUGGCAUGCAGUCCUUUUCAUUUCUUCUCACUUAUUUUUCAUUACAGGAAUGAUCCUCGUCAACUCGUUGAACGACAAUCAAAUCGAAGUGCGUGAGAAGGCAGCCGAGUCGCUCUCCACCCUUUUGCAGGCCAAAUUCUUCGAAAUGACGGCCGAACUCGUUCAAAAGUUCAGCUUUGCGGCUCACUCGAAGGACGCCAUUCAGGCUCACGGAGGAGUACUCGGACUGUCGGCUAUCGUGCUCGCCUUCCCGUACUCGGUGCCGCCUUUCUUGCCCGGUGUUCUCAUGACCAUUUGUCGUUUCGCCACUGAUAAAAAUGCGACGAUAAGAGUAAGUAUAGAAAAUUCAGGAAAUAUCUGAAAGCGAUAAUUACAGGAUGCUGUGAAACGUGCUCUGUCGGAGUUCAAGCGAACGCAUCAGGAUUCGUGGCGCGAGCACGAGCAACAGUUCAACGAGGAUCAGCUGAUGGUGCUCCGUGACUUGCUCAUCUCGCCCAACUACUACGUUUAG
Caenorhabditis sp. 36 PRJEB53466 is the source of this 6172-nucleotide messenger RNA. NCBI's taxonomy places the organism in Eukaryota, Metazoa, Nematoda, Chromadorea, Rhabditida, Rhabditidae. The record is from the annotation of a GenBank genome assembly.